Caenorhabditis elegans is the source of this 3474-nucleotide messenger RNA. RefSeq names its product PHD-type domain-containing protein (gene taf-3). Gene Ontology annotation, cellular component: transcription factor TFIID complex; nucleus. The record is from RefSeq and is marked reviewed. NCBI's taxonomy places the organism in Eukaryota, Metazoa, Nematoda, Chromadorea, Rhabditida, Rhabditidae. Gene Ontology annotation, molecular function: protein heterodimerization activity.
AGAAUUCAAAAUGGAAGAAUCGCAGAGCCUAUCGGCUCACGAUUUUGCCGUCUACAAAUUGCAGGACACCUGCAAAAGCAUCCUUCGGGACUUCGGGUUCACGUCUGUCGCACAAUCGGCGAACAGCAAACUGGCAGCCUUACUUAGAAGCAAGAUAAACGAGUAUGCACAUUCGACGAGAGCAUUUAUGGAAUUAGCGGGUCGCACAAAACCGGUCACAAAUGAUGUGAUUGCAGCUUUCAAGCACCAAAAAGUUAGCCUUCCAGAUUUGAAGGAUUAUGCAAAACAGGUCAAAUCAGAGAUGCUUCAUGCGCUCCCAGUUAUCCCGGUGCCUGACCAGGAAAUUGCAAAGUCAGAUGACAAUUUCUUCCGUUCCAUGUACGGCCCGAAACCAUCAGAAAAAGAGCUCGAGGAGCGUCGUGAGCACAUUCCUUCACACUUUCGAGCACUUCACCCAGAAUGGAUCGAAGAAGAAAACAAGGAGAAGCCGCCCGAUGACACGGGAACACGUAAAGUCGUAAAAAGUGCUGAAGAACGUGAACAGGAUGAGUUCAACAAGCUGAAAAGGAUCAACACCUACCGACGCAACGAGAAUCCGGAAGUUCAACAAGCUCGCGAGGAGAAAGAGCGUCGUGAGGCGGAGGAAGCCGCGUACGCCAAGAAACGGAAUCACGAACGAUUCAAAAAAGGAAUCACGGCGCUUCCUGGCUCGACCCUUCCAAACUUUGAAGAUAUGAACUUUGUUGAGACCGGAUUCUUUAAGGAUUUCGAAGAGAACAAGAGACUGGAAGCCGAGCGUCGCUUACAGGUUCAGAAUGCGAGCAAGGUUGCCCCGACGCUCCCACCGCCGGUAGUCAACAAGCCAUUACCGUCAUUUUCGACGGAUUCUGUUUCUGCAUCGUCAUCUGCAUCGGCUAGUAUAAUGGCUUCGCCAAGUUUGGGUGAGAUGGCCGAAGCAUUCCUAAAGAACAAAAUCUUCAUGGACACUAUCAACGCCUACGGAAAAUCCUUCGAGCACAAGUCACCAUUCAAAGAUGAUUCUGGACCAGCAUUCCGAUUGUCCGAGUUGGUGAAACCCAAUAAGCCAUACUUGAAACUCCCUGGCACUGGCUCAAAUCCAGGAUCUGCUCCAUCGUCGAGACCUGGAAGCUCAAUGAGCAUUGGUACACCGACAAAAGUGAAGGGAUUGCCAGGGCGUCCGAAGAAGCCGAAGCCGGAAGGUGUUGUUACUGUGCCAAAACCGAAGGGUCGUCCACCAAAGAAAGCCACUUUGGAGAAGAGAAAGCGUCUCAGUGAGCAAAUCAUUGCACAGCAGCAGAAAAAGUUAGAUGAGUUUAAAGAAGAGAAGGAAAAGCAGGAAAAAACUUCUGAUAAGAAGCCCAAGAAGCAGACAUUAGCUGAAGAGAUUCGGGAUCAGUUAUUGCGGGCAAAGAGUAAAAUUGUUCUACCCAACUCAGUCGUUGCACCAAUUCAGACUACGCUGCCACCAGCACAACAACCAGCAACAGCGACGGGAAUGGUGUCAUUGACGAUUGCGCCGAUUCUCGUUCCCCAGACUAGCAUGGAGCCGGCGACAAGUGUUCCAGUCGUCGGAGCUACAGUUGACAUUGACUCUGCUCCGUUCCUGUUGGCCGAGCCAGCACUGGAGGUGGAGAUCAAAACUGAAGAUCAAUUCCCCGAAGGACCAUCGUCAUCUGUUGCCGCUGAUACUACGUUGGAAUUUGGAGAGGAUCAGGAGAAGAAGCCGAAGAAGGAGAAACGGGACAAGAGUUCGGAGGAGUACAAAGAGUACAAGCGUUUGAAAAAGGAGAAGCGUCGCAAAGAGCGAGAAGAGCGGAAAUCUGCUGAGAAUUGUGUGAAGAUCGAAAAGGAAAAGACGUCUACACCGGUCAAGCAAGAGGAUGUUCCAGAUUCAACUCCUGUACUCAAACUCAAGAUCAAGUUCAACCCGAAUCUACAGACACCAAAAGCGGAAGAGCCAGAGCCAAUGCGUCCGGAUACGACGACAAGCUCGGGAAGCCGACCUGCGUCGUCCAAAAGCAACUAUCACAACGAACCACCACCACCACCUGCCAAUCCGCCACCGCUCAAGUUCCGAUUCAAGAAUCUGUUCAAUUUGGGAGACCAGGAUGUGAAGAAAGAGGAGCCAUCAUCGAUGACUCCAGAAAGCUCGAGACCGGGAUCUUCGCUUGAGACGCCGUCCUCCUCGUCGUCAUCGAAGCAUCAUCAUCAUCAUCACAAGAAGGAGCGUAAGGACAAGGAGCACAAGAAACACAAGAAGGACAGGGAGCAUCGAGAUCGUGAGAAGGAGCGAGAACGAGACGAGCGAAAAGAGCGCGAGCGGCAACAGAAGGAAAAGGAGAGGGAGGACGCGGCUCGGCGUGAAAUUGAAGAGAAAGCUGAAAUGGACGCCAAACGAGUUGCCGAAGAAGAGGAGGAGCGGCGUAAAGAAAAGGAGAAGCGCCGUGAGGAGAAGAAAAAGCAGAAGGAGCUGCUAAAAGAGAAGGAGCGAAGUGAACGCAAGGAAAAGGAACGUGAAUUGGAACGUGAAAAGGAGAAAUCGCGUGAGAAGGAACGUGAAAAAGAGCGGGAAAAGGAGCGUGAAAAAGAGCGUGAGAAAGAGCGCGAGAAGCAAAAGGAACGUGAAAAGGAACGGGAGAAGGAGCGUGAAAAGGAGAAGAAACGAGAGGAAGAAGCUCGUCGGAAGAAGGAGGAAGCAUCCACUCCGGUGAUCAUCCGUCCACUUCUCUCACAGGAAGAUGACGAUUCCAAUGGCUCGGAGAGCAGCGAGGAGAUUUGGAUUUGUCCGGUGUGCUCGGUUGCCUACACAGUUGGAGCCAACAUGAUUGGAUGCGAUCAGUGUCAGGAUUGGUUUCAUUGGCACUGCGUUGGACUCACUGCCGAACCAACAGACUCGAAGUGGUUCUGCACCCGUUGUACCAAGGGAAACAAGAGCAAAAAGCACGGAAAACGCUCUGCAACCGGACCACAUGAUCGUGACCCGUCUGCGAAAAAGAAAAAGAAGAGUCAUUAGAACAUCUUCUAGAUUCUUUUUCAAAAAAAAAAUUAUUUUUAAUUACAUUCCAUCAAUCAAACUCUAGUCUUAUCUUAACUUUCAAUUACUUUGUGAUUCGAAUGGUCAAUUUUGUCCGAACAUUGAUCAUCAAACUUUUUUACCAAUCAAUUAACUUAAAACCGCCAUAAUCAGAGAUCAUAAGUUCUCGACUAGUUUUAUUAUUUAAAAUAAUACAAAUAUUUUGUUAUCAUCAUUUGAAUGAAAAUUGCCCAUCACUCCCAACUUUCUCCUCUUAAAUAUACUCUAGCCUCAAUUGUCAAGUCUUUCAACAACCGCAAUUUCCAUCCACCAUCCCCAUCAAACUUACCUCUAGAAUAUAAAUGAAUCGACAUGAAGUCCUUAAACAAAUCAGUGAUACAUUCCCAACCAAUUGUUUUAAUGAAGUUGCAUAAUGUUUU